Messenger RNA from Parascedosporium putredinis, 585 nucleotides. Lineage: Eukaryota; Fungi; Ascomycota; Sordariomycetes; Microascales; Microascaceae. The record is from the annotation of a GenBank genome assembly.
AUGGAGCCGGCCCCCAUCACCAUGCCCACUAGUGCCUGCACUGCCCCUACUUCUGCCGACCCCUUUGGCCGUCGCAACCGAGACAGCGUAUCAAGCAAAUCCUCGGCCCCUUCUGUUGGGUCCGUCUCCUCUUCGUCCUCUUCGAAACGCAAAUCGCGAUCGAGCGUGCACCUACAGCAAGAGCAAGACGUGGUCAUUCCCAUGGGCGGCGACCACACUAAACGCGACAAGUUCCUCGAAAGAAAUCGAAUCGCGGCAAGUAAAUGCAGGCAGAGAAAGAAGGAAUGGAUCAACGGCUUGGAAGAAGCUAAGAACGGCCUCGAAACCCAAAACUCCCACCUCCAAAUGGAGUAUAAUGGUCUCCUGAGUGAGGUUAGUCGGAUGAAGAACCAAAUUAUGGCCCAUGCCAACUGCCAUGACCCGAAUAUCGACAAAUGGAUCGAGAACGAGGCUAGGCGGUUCGUGCAAGGCCCGACGGCCACCGAGUACCAACCACCUGUUCCCUUUCCCGCCCCUUCCUAUCCUAAUCCCAGCGGCCCAUCGUUCGCCAUGAGCUAUGAAGGCUACGCUGACGAGGGUGAGUGA